AAACUGGUAAGGUAACUACAGCGAACCUCUGUCUUGGACUGUUUUUUUUUUUCUUGGCGAGGAAGAGUUCAGAAUCAUCGUUUUAAAUGUAUAACAUGAUUGAAACCGAACUUAAACCCCCGGCUCCCCAGCCAAACACUGGGGGCACGGGGAACACUAACACUUCAGGAAACAACCAGAAAAACAGCCCGGAACGAGUUAAGAGACCCAUGAAUGCCUUCAUGGUGUGGUCGAGGGGACAGCGGAGGAAAAUGGCGCAGGAAAACCCCAAAAUGCACAAUUCGGAAAUAAGCAAAAGGCUCGGGGCUGAAUGGAAACUUCUGUCCGAGUCCGAAAAGAGACCUUUCAUUGACGAAGCGAAACGUCUCCGGGCUCUCCACAUGAAGGAACAUCCGGAUUACAAAUACAGACCCCGGCGGAAAACCAAGACGCUGAUGAAGAAGGACAAGUACACUCUGCCCGGUGGUCUCCUUGGACCGGGAAGCAACGCUAUGAGCGCAGGUGUGGGCGUCGGGGCUGGUUUGGGUGCCGGGGUUAAUCAGAGGAUGGACAGUUACGCACACAUGAACGGCUGGACCAACGGAGGCUAUGGGAUGAUGCAAGAGCAGCUUGGCUAUCCGCAGCACCCUGGUUUGAACGCACACAACACGGCUCAGAUGCAGCCGAUGCACCGUUACGACAUGAGCGCGCUUCAGUAUAACUCCAUGACAAGUUCCCAGACCUACAUGAACGGAUCCCCUACGUACAGCAUGUCCUAUUCCCAGCAGACCACUCCGGGAAUGACGCUGGGCUCCAUGGGUUCGGUGGUAAAGUCCGAGUCCAGUUCGAGUCCUCCCGUAGUCACAUCGUCCUCUCACUCGAGGGCCGCCCCGUGUCAAACAGGGGACCUACGGGACAUGAUCAGCAUGUACCUCCCGGGCGCAGAAGUUCCAGAACAAACAGGCCAAAGUAGACUUCAUAUGUCCCAGCAUUACCAGAGUGCACCUGUGCCCGGAACCACGAUUAACGGCACGCUCCCAUUAUCGCAUAUGUAAAUGAACUUUUCUAUUGCAGACACUGGACUUCUCUGGACUAUUUUUGUACAGAACAUUUUUUUUGGUGAGGGAAAAGUUGUAUAGGACUCAAGGAAAGAACACAAACCCUUUUUGCUUUCUAUUUAAAGAAACGCUCUAGAGGAACGGUAGGAACACCACCAAGUUUUUUUUGUUUGUUUGUUGCUUCUUUUUUUUUUAAAGGUGUAUGAGAUUUUGGAAAUAGAAGGGGGGAGAAUCAAUCAAAUGUUUUAUUAUUGCAAUCACCUUUUGUACAGUAUUUAUCAAAUAAACAUAACAAUCAGUUGUAAUGUUUGUAAACUACAAGAAGUUAAAUUUUUAUAAAAGUUAAUCCUGCAAAAGAUGGCAGAAUUGACACUUAAUAUACUCCAAACUCUGCAAACACUGGAAGGAAAGAAAUAGUAAACUAGGCAAAUGUUUCUCCUCGAGGGUCAAUAGUACUAAAACAUUUUAAUUUAGUUCUAAAUGAUAGAACACAAAAGCGCUAUCGCACGUUAAUUUAUAUAUUUUGUUUAGUCUCCAACCCUCCAUCUGUUAGAAAUAUGAAGUUUGUGUUCUUUAUUUUCUCAUGGUUUGUAAAUUUUCUGUAUAUUUACUGUGAUAUUUUAAGUUUUUAUUUUAAAAAGUCUUUUUUUUUCGUAGUUGUAUUUUAAAAUGUGGCCUGUACGCAGAUGCCAACACUCCAUGUAUAUAUUUGAACUAAUAGCAUCAUAACAGUUACAAUUUCAGAUGAGUUUUUUUUCCCAAUAUGCAGUUUGAAAUGAAUAAAUUUUGGAAAUUUGGAUAUUUGAAA
Molecule: messenger RNA, 1845 nt
Organism: Electrophorus electricus (electric eel)
Lineage: Eukaryota; Metazoa; Chordata; Actinopteri; Gymnotiformes; Gymnotidae
Gene: sox2
Product: SRY-box transcription factor 2
Biological process (GO): positive regulation of transcription by RNA polymerase II; negative regulation of transcription by RNA polymerase II; brain development
Cellular component (GO): nucleus
Molecular function (GO): DNA-binding transcription activator activity, RNA polymerase II-specific; RNA polymerase II cis-regulatory region sequence-specific DNA binding
Source: RefSeq, a predicted model, not a curated record